GAUGAUCUAUUGAAUCAGCUUACUGAUUAUCAGACUGUUAUACCAACCUUAGUUGAUGAAGAGGGUCACUUUGUCAGCUAUAAUGUGGGACAGGACAAUGUUAUACGAUCGAGAAGUCGGAGAAGCGCAGUGUAUUCCAACAAUGUCGAUGGUAAUUCAAGCAAAUCGAGGGUUUUUUACAAAUUAUCGGCAUAUGGAAAAGAAUUCAAUUUUAACCUGACUUUGAAUACUCAGUUGUUAUCUAAGAAUUUUGUGGUAGAAAAUUGGAGUAAAAAGGGCGUAGAAAAAAUGCCCAACAUCCACGAUUGUUAUUAUGUUGGAUAUAGUUCCGGUCCUUAUAAAUCUAGAGCUGCUAUUAGUAAUUGUAUGGGUUUGCAUGGUGUUUUUAGUACUGAAGAAGAAGAUUAUUUUGUUGAACCACUAUGGAAUACUACUAAUAAAGUAGAAGAUGAAGGUUACCCUCACAUCGUCUAUUCUAGAUCGUCUUUAAAACUUAAAGAUAGAUUCCUUCACUGUGGUGUUAAAGUAUUGAAACCAAGAAACAAUAAACGUUAUCACUAUACCUAUAAAGAUAAGAGUAAAAAGAAAAGAAGAAAACCAAGGUCUGUGAGUAGAAACAGGAAUGUGGAAAUGUUGGUUGUAGCAGAUAAAAGAAUGGUUGAUUAUCAUAAAAAGAAAGAAAUAGCACCAUAUGUUUUAACAGUAAUGAACAUUGUUGCUAAAUUAUUCCACGAUCCAAGUAUAGGAAAUUCCAUCAAUAUCAUAAUAACAAGACUAGUUUUACUCUCAGAAGAUCAGUCUGGAUUAGAAAUAAGUCAUCAUGCUGAUAGAUCGUUAGAUAGUUUUUGUAAAUGGCAGCAGACUAUCAAUGGACCAGAUGAUAAAGACGGUGUUGAUAGUAAUGGAAUAGCACACCAUGAUAAUGCUAUAUUAAUAACCAGAUUUGAUAUAUGUACUUAUAAAAAUAAACCAUGUGGAACACUUGGAUUAGCACCAGUAGCAGGAAUGUGUGAAGAAGAUAGAAGUUGUAGCAUCAAUGAAGAUAUUGGAUUGGCCUCGGCCUUUACAAUAGCUCAUGAAAUUGGUCACAAUUUUGGAAUGCAUCAUGAUGGAGCAGGUAAUCCUUGUGGUACCCCUGGACACGAAAGUGCACGAAUAAUGGCUGCUCAACUUACUAAAGACACUAAGCCGUUUCUAUGGUCAAGCUGCAGCAAGGAAUACAUCACCAGCUUCCUAGACUCUGGUAGAGGACAUUGUCUUAAAAAUACUCCACCACAGAGAGAAUUUGAUUUCCCAGAUCAGCUGGCUGGUGAACGACAUGGUGCUAAUGAACAAUGUAAACUUCAGUUUGGGGAAAGUUCGAGGGCUUGUAACAUGAAAAAUGUUUGCGCUGAGUUGUCGUGUAUCGAUAAGAAAAGAGAAUGUGUAACUAACAGUAUACCGGCAGCUGAAGGAACCCAAUGUCCUCUUACAAGCAGAAAGAACGGGUGGUGUUAUCGAGGAACAUGUAGAUCCAAAUAUUUCACACCAAAACCAGUGGAUGGUAAUUGGGGUGGUUGGUCUGAAUGGGGAGGUUGUUCUAGAACUUGUGGUGGUGGAGUGUCAGCUAGUCACAGGAACUGUAGUAAUCCACCAGCUCGUCAUGGUGGUAAAUAUUGUACUGGUGAGAGGAAGAGAUAUCGAUCAUGUCAAAUAAAGCCAUGUCCCCAAGAUUCAGUUGAUUUUCGAGUGGUGCAGUGUCAUAAUUCAGACAAUGAGACGUUUAGAGGAAGACAUUAUACAUGGAAACCCUAUACAGGAGUACAGGUGAAGCCUUGUGCCCUAAUUUGUAUGGCCGAAGGUUACAAUUUUUACACUGAGAGAAAUCCCAAAGUCUUAGAUGGUACAAAAUGUUAUCCGGAUAAAUUAGAUGUUUGUAUCAGUGGAGACUGCCACAAAGUGGGAUGUGAUGGAUAUUUAGGAUCAACCUUAAGGGAAGAUAAAUGUCGUGUUUGUGGUGGUGAUGGUACAACAUGUAAAACUAUAUCAGGAUUAUUUACUAAACCAUUACCAAAAGGGUCAUACCAUGAAAUAGUGAAAAUUCCAAUUGGUGCAAUGAAUGUAAAAAUAGAAGAAGCCACGUUCUCACAAAACUACCUCGCAUUGAAGAAUGAAGGAGAAAGAUACUAUAUAAAUGGAGAUUGGACUAUUGACUGGCCUCGAAAAUUCCAGUUAGCUGGAACCGUAUUUCAUUAUGAAAGGCAAGACAGUCAACCCGAGUUAUUAGAAGCUGUUGGUCCCACAAGAGAAGCGCUAGUUGUAAUGAUGUUACUUCAAGAAGAAAAUAAAGGAGUGAAAUAUGAAUAUAAUUUAGCAUUCAAUAAAACCCACACAAAUCAUGAUAUAUCAUUAUAUACCUGGGAUCAUUCACCUUGGUCCAAAUGUUCCAAAACAUGUGCCAAGGGUUUACACAUAUCAAAACCACAAUGUGUUCACAAAAGCAAUUCUAAUAUAGUCCCUGAUAAGUAUUGCCGUCCUCAACCACGACCCAGUGAUCAUAGAAAAGUUUGUAAUCCCCAACCAUGCCCUCCCUCAUGGACGUUCAGCGGUUGGGGUGAUUGCAGUCAAUCCUGUGGUGGUGGUAUACAGACUAGAACUGUUGUAUGUGACAGUACAGUCGGAGAUGGAGAACCUAAAGAAGUGGUUGAUGAUUCUAAAUGUCUUGAAGAAAAACCAUCAGUUGAAAGAACUUGCGGUAAAGUGGAAUGUCCGUCAGUCUGGUUUACAGAUGAAUGGUCUGUGUGUAGUCCAAGUUGUGGGGUUGGAGAGAAGAAGAGAAGAGCUUUCUGUAUGACCAGUGAUGGUAAAACAUACCUGAAAGAAAAUAAAUGUGGCGUCAAAAAUAAACCAAUUACCAGAAAGAUUUGUAUUAAUAAAGAUUGUUCACCUCCAAAGUGGGUAAAGGGUGAAUGGGGAAAGUGUUCUGCAGAAUGUGGAAGAGGUCAUCAGAGGAGAAAUGUCCAAUGUCACGCAUCAAAUGGUGAUGUGAGUAAGAAUUGUGACAGACGAUUAAAACCCGUAACAGUUCGUACCUGUGAGAGGAAAUGUGACAAAAAGGCAGAGAAUGAAGAAUGUGUUGAUAAAUACAAAGUUGCAUACUGCCCGUUAGUUUUAAAAUUUAGAUUCUGUAACAGAGAGUAUUUCCAGAAAAUGUGUUGUUUAACCUGUUUAAAACAUGCAGCUAAACGUGGAUAA
This is a messenger RNA of Lottia gigantea (owl limpet), 3234 nucleotides long. RefSeq lists its product as hypothetical. The record is from RefSeq and is a predicted model, not a curated record. The annotation marks the transcript as partial. The transcript is spliced from 23 exons. Gene Ontology annotation, molecular function: metalloendopeptidase activity. Gene Ontology annotation, biological process: proteolysis; extracellular matrix organization. NCBI's taxonomy places the organism in Eukaryota, Metazoa, Mollusca, Gastropoda, Lottiidae. Gene Ontology annotation, cellular component: extracellular matrix.